AUGGCCAGCCCAUUAUACAUCGGCUUCGACCUCUCCACCCAACAACUCAAAGGCCUCGUCGUCUCCUCGGAACUCAAAGUCGAAUACGAAGCCAAAUUCGACUUUGACGCCCACUCGCACGGCUUCGGCAUCAAAAAGGGCGUCUUGACCAACGAAGCCGAACAUGAAGUCUUCGCGCCGGUGGCCCUGUGGUUGCAAGCUCUAGAUUGGGUGCUGAAUACACUCAAGCAACAAGGACUGGACUUUAGUCGGGUAAAGGGGAUCAGUGCUGCGGGUCAGCAGCAUGGGAGUGUUUAUUGGAGUGCUGAUGCGGAGAGAUUGUUGCAGACGUUGGAUGAAAAUAAGAGCUUGGAGCAGCAAUUGGAAAAGGCUUUCUCGCAUCCGUACAGCCCGAAUUGGCAGGAUGCGAGUACGCAGAGAGAGUGCGAUGAGUUUGAUAAGUAUUUAGGUGGGCCGCAGGAGUUAGCGGAGGUUACGGGGAGUAAGGCACAUCAUCGAUUCACAGGCCCUCAAAUCUUGCGCUUCCACCGCAAAUACCCGGAGCAGUAUAAGAAAACGUCCAGGAUCUCACUGGUAUCCUCAUUCAUAGCUUCACUAUUCUUGGGCAGCAUCGCCCCUUUCGAUAUUUCAGACGUCUGCGGAAUGAACCUAUGGAACAUUAAAGCCGGGUCAUGGGAUAACCGUCUCCUCAAAUUAUGUGCAGGCGAAUUCGGGGUCGACGAUUUGAAGCAAAAACUCGGAGACGUGCCUGAAGAUGGCGGUCUUCAUCUAGGCAAAAUAAACAAGUACUUUGUCGAGCGUUACUCGUUCAACCCAGACUGCACGAUAAUACCGUCAACGGGCGAUAACCCUUCGACCAUCCUGGCACUACCGUUGAAGCCGUCCGAUGCGAUGGUCUCAUUAGGAACAUCGACUACGUUCUUGAUGUCUACGCCCAUGUACAAMCCCGAUCCUGCCACUCAUUUCUUCAAUCACCCUACAACAUCGGGAUUAUACAUGUUUAUGUUGUGCUAUAAAAAUGGCGGUCUGGCGCGAGAACAUGUCCGCGACGCAAUCGACAAACAAGUCGGCGGAGCUGCAGACAACAAUCCAUGGGCAAACUUCGACAAGGCUUUGUUGGAAGCCCCUGCCAUGGGUCAAAAGGCCGACUCUGACCCCAUGAAGAUGGGCCUCUUCUUCCCCCGACCAGAGAUUGUACCCAAUUUGCGAUCUGGGCAAUGGAGGUUCAACUACAACCCACGAGACCAGAGCCUCGAAGAAACAACAUCUGGCUGGGAUGUGCCUCUCGACGAGGCCCGCGCUAUCGUAGAAAGCCAGUUCCUAUCUCUGCGGCUUCGCUCACGGGGCCUCACCACUGCGCCCGCCGAGGGUCUCCCACCCCAGCCCAAACGUGUCUACCUUGUCGGCGGCGGAUCGCGAAACAAAGCCAUCGCCAAAAUCGCGGGCGAGAUCCUGGGUGGCCACGACGGUGUGUACAAGCUCGAUGUCGGCGAGAAUGCUUGCGCUCUUGGUGCAGCUUACAAAGCCGUCUGGGGUAUUGAGCGAAAGCCGGGACAGACGUUUGAGGACCUGAUUGGUAAACGGUGGCGGGAGGAAGAGUUCGUUGAGAAGAUUGCGGAUGGGUAUCGGCCGGAGGUGUUUAAGAAGUAUGGUGAUGCGGUUGAGGGCUUUGAUCGGAUGGAGCAGCAGGUUUUGCAGCAGGAGGGUCGUAAAUGA
This is a messenger RNA of Talaromyces amestolkiae, 1716 nucleotides long. RefSeq lists its product as uncharacterized. Gene Ontology annotation, molecular function: D-xylulokinase activity. Gene Ontology annotation, biological process: xylulose metabolic process; D-xylose metabolic process. The coding region runs from base 1 to 1716 and encodes 571 amino acids. NCBI's taxonomy places the organism in Eukaryota, Fungi, Ascomycota, Eurotiomycetes, Eurotiales, Trichocomaceae. Gene Ontology annotation, cellular component: cytosol. The transcript has 2 exons. The record is from RefSeq and is a predicted model, not a curated record.